Messenger RNA from Arachis duranensis, 696 nucleotides. RefSeq lists its product as uncharacterized. The transcript has 2 exons. The coding region runs from base 59 to 514 and encodes 151 amino acids. Lineage: Eukaryota; Viridiplantae; Streptophyta; Magnoliopsida; Fabales; Fabaceae. The record is from RefSeq and is a predicted model, not a curated record.
AUCUUUAAAUUUAAUUAACUUUUCUCUGCAAGUUCCUCUGUUCUGUUCUGAAACAGCCAUGAAGGGAGCACUGUUCAGAAACUUGUCUCUGUUCACGCGCCAUCUUCGUCUUUCUCCUUUCAAUGCGACUCCUCCUUCAUCAUCCUUCUCUCUUUCCUUAGCCGCUUCAACCGCACUAUGCACCAGAUUCUUCUCUUCUAGUUCCAGAAACACCGUUUCGGAUCAACCUAAUUUCUCUCACACCCACAACAAGAACGAUCCCAUCGAUGUUGAGGACAUUAGCAACGAAGAGCUGAAGAGGCGUGUGGCGAGGCUUCGAGAGGGUGAUGACGAGGCUAUACCUUCUUUGUUUGAGGCUAUACUGCAGAGGUCUUUAGCCGGCAAGCCUAUAGAGGACGACCCAGAGUUGAUGAGGGACAUUUUGGGGAAGGGGACAGAUUCAGAAGUUGAAGAUGAAGAUGAUGAUUAUUCUGAUUGGGAGGAAAGUAGUGACAUUGAUGAUGAUGGUAAAUGAAUGAAUGAGCUUGCUAUUGCCAAUAGCAGUGGCCACUGGCACUCAACAUUUUCAAGUCAACCGUGGAUUGAUGUUGUAUAAGAGUUACAAAUAAGGGUUUCAGUGCUACAUUGAUGGAAAAGUUUGGAACCUUUUGAUUUAUCUCAACAAUGAAAAUAUACAAGUUUGUGUCAUUUUAUUCA